Uranotaenia lowii is the source of this 3734-nucleotide messenger RNA. RefSeq names its product 5'-nucleotidase domain-containing protein 1-like. The record is from RefSeq and is a predicted model, not a curated record. Gene Ontology annotation, molecular function: 5'-nucleotidase activity. The coding region runs from base 946 to 2484 and encodes 512 amino acids. NCBI's taxonomy places the organism in Eukaryota, Metazoa, Arthropoda, Insecta, Diptera, Culicidae. The transcript has 3 exons.
GAAGAACACACAGUCCUCAAAAGUCCUUGAAGUAUUUUUCCUCCACACAACAAAACAAACACAAACACGUCAUCCGAUUAUGGGCGCUCCGAUCUGGCUGUCUCCGAAAGUCUCUCGUCUACUAGUCCUAAGUUCUUGAUUAAAAUAAUAGUGCACUCGUCGGGUCUAAGUCUGGUGCUGUGUGCAGUGAAUUAAAGAAGAAUUAAAUUUACAGAUAAAGUGUGACAUUGGAAAAGUACUGCGUGAGUUUUGGAUUCUAGGCGCUGGUUGUCCAGACAUUCGUUUUCACUUCUUGAAGCAGAAAGUGACACCCACAACAGCUGCAAGUUUCAUAAAAGUGAAUAAAAAUAACGCGACGACCCAGUUUAUUUAUAAAACGACGAAUGCAAAACCGAAACCUUGGCAAUGACAUCGAACUUGUGAGUUAUUGGUGUGGAUGCUGCUGCAGUAGUCAUUAGCCGAGAUCGACAGACAGAGAUCAUCUAGAACUAGAUCGGAUUAGUCUGAAGCGAUUGUUUUGUUCGACUCCCCAAUACAUUUGUUGGAGGUCAUCGGUCCCUUAUUUUGUACUGCUAAAACCCACCAAACACUAGACGUCGAAAAGGGGGAAUCGAUUACGUAAAGCUGCUGUUGUACGUGUAUUGCUUCACCUCACCGAGCUGUUAAGUUUGAAACAAACGUAUACAUCAGACAGAGCACCUCGAGAACACAGCCCCUGUUUCACAACACAUUUGAAAGCAGGCAUUAUUUGUUUCUAGAAGCAGCAGCAGCACGCUUUUCCACCUCGUGGUUUCAUCCGCUGGUAUUGGUGGUGGUUGUCGCCGCUCGAGAACAACAACUGUGUCCAUCUAUUUUUUUUUCUACCGCGAGCGGCGAGCGAACUCGCAAAAGGGAAAAAAUACCAACAAACAAACCUCGGUGGUCGGAGCCAACGAGUGAGCAAGCAUGCGACCGGUACCCUCAGUGCUGAUACGACUUGGCAGCGGUGCGUUUCCUUUCAGUAGUUCGGCUGCGGUGCUGGUGCGAUCGAUUCCGGGAACUUCCCAGAGUUGCUGCUGUCGUCGCGAGCUAAGUGUUUUUGCGGUCGGUGCUGAAAGAUAUUGGCGGAAACAGACUCGGACACAACAGAACGCUACUAGUCGGCGUAGUUUAUCGCGUUAUUCGGCAAACAGGAUCAUGACCGGGGUAGAUACGUUCUGCAUUGCGGAUUACGAUUGCGUUGGAUUCGAUUUGGAUAACACUUUGCUGCGCUACCAGGUCGGCAAUGUGAUCGAGCUCGAGUAUGAUAUCAUGUCCAGAUUUUUGGUUGAGCAACGAGGAUACUCGGCCAAGUACCUGUUGCAACCACCUGAUUUGGACUUUCUGCAGAAGGGACUGGUCAUUGAUUUUCAGCGUGGCAAUAUACUGAAGCUUUCGGCCGAUGGAACGAUCCAUCAAGCUACCCACGGAACGAAGAAGAUGGCCGAGGCUGAGAUAAUUGCAUAUUACGGUGACGAAAAGAAGUGGGAAGUUACCAAUGAGUAUUGCCAGAAUAUGCUGGUCGCAUGGAAUGGGCCUUUGUCCGAGAAAAUUCGGACCGUGCUCGACUAUUUUGAUAUCUGUUCGACGAUGAUAUUCGGCAGGAUUAUCGAUACGUUGGAUGAAGAAGCACACGAGCGAAUAGGACACUAUAAUGUUUGGCCGGAUAUUCUGGACUCGUUAGUAUUCAUGUAUUCCCGCGAGCAUUUUGGUCAGAAUAUCGGAGGGUAUUUUGAGGCAUUGAAACAGAACCCCGAUAAAUACCUGCAGAAAACAUCACCCAAACUUAUUUCGUGGUUACGAGAGUUGAAGAAAUCGAAAACGACAUUCUUAGUGACAGGAUCGCACAUCGAUUUCGCUAAUUUUUCUGCCUCCUACGCGUUAGGCCCAGAUUGGCCAGAGCUGUUCGAUGUGAUUGUUGGCUUCGCUAAGAAACCAGGUUUCUUCACGGGUGCCAAGCCCUUCGUAAUGCUAGAUGGUUCCACCGAAAUGGAACCGGUGACUCCGGCCCAGCUGGAACGACAUCACGUGUAUUCUCAGGGCAACUGGCGCGAUUUGACCAUACUUUUGCAGCGGUUAUCGCACAAGGAAAACCCUCGUUAUCUCUAUGUGGGCGAUAAUCUCAUCCAGGACGUUUACACGCCCUCGAAAUACACCAAAGCGGACACCAUCGCCAUUGUGGAAGAAAUGGCAGCCGAAGGCAUGAAGGAUCAUCCCCACUCACAUCCGGAUGCUCGCUAUCUGCAGUCGCAAUUCUGGGGGUCCUACUUCCUUGCCGGUCCAAACCGUCAAUACGAGGAACCAUCACUUUGGGCACACGUCAUCAAACGAUACGCACGAAUCUGCGUACCCAGCAUGGACGAAGUUGCCCAAUAUCCGGUAGAUCACAGCUACAACAGCUUCACGGAAGGUGUCGCCUGUGCCGAUGGGUACUAUCCAGCCGAACCGAUGAAACUAGUCAUCUAAAAUGAAUAGCGCAUGCAUCUAAUUAUCGCCAUAUAAAUCGAGACGAAAGUUGACAAGCAAAAAUGAAAAAUAAACACAAACACAAAAGUCUACAAACCAUCCGUUUGACACGGAUUGCCACACACCUCGCGGACAGAACGGUUGAAUGGCCCCUCCGACAUCGGACGCCACCAUAUUGAGAGGGGCACCAAAAUGAGUAAAUUUAAAACACAAAACAACCCUCAAACGAAAGCAACCCACCGUGUUUAUCAACAAGCGAAAUGUGGACAGCGAAUAAUCUAAUAAAUCAGCAUCCCCGCUAAUAGAUUGGAAUGGAUUGAAGACGACGCCGACGACUGUCAGCGAAAUUGCCAUCGACGUCGAGAUGAAUCCUAUUUUAUUAGGGUGCUGCUGCUGUUGCAUCGGAACAAACUGAUGGAUGAUAGUUACUGAAGCAACUGUUUAUCGAGGUCACCCAACCAAAGUAUUGCAAACAUUGACCACAAUCCAACAGCCCUUCUAGUUUUGAUGGACGAGCGCAACGGUAAAUAUUUGAACCAUGUGUAGGUGCUCCCGACUUCGUUGGCGAUUUGCUCUUGGACAACAACAACAACAACAACAGGUGACAUUUCCCCGGCCCACAGCAUCUCAAUACAUAUUUGCGACAAUAAUUCAAUUAAACUAUCAGUUGAGGGAGGAGUUAGCUCCACUAAGUACAUGUUCUCGUGUAACUGACCGGAAUUUCGGGAAGCAGUUUUGAUCGGCUAUCGUAUCUAGAGAUUAAUUUAGGCUUCUCAUAAACGUACUACAACGUAUUUUACGAUACAAUACAUGUUUCAAUUGCAUAACUAUUAGCUCUUAAAGAGCCAACAGAGUCUAUGUGUGUAGCUGUAAAUGUUCUAAUCAAUAAUGUAAUCGAAUCAAAGACAGUUUUGAAACAACAAAACGGAUCGUAUCCGUUCUACAUACAGUUUUAGAGAAAAAAAAACAUCCUACUGCAAACAAUCUCGAACAAUCGUUAUUCACGUUAUGCAUCCAUUGUGUCAAUACCUUUAGAUUGUAGCUUAAGCACAAUAAUGCUAAAGUCAAUAUGUCAUGUUUCCGUUACUAGACUUGUCAAAUUACAGUGUUCUUAUUGCAGCCUAUACAUCUAGCCAUUUACAUAUCACAGUUGAGUUGUUUAUAUCUUUGAUUUAAUCUGUGUUACCAUCUCCUGAGCGAGUGAGUUCAAUAAAAAAAAUGCAUUGAAGCUUCUAGCUAACUGUUCUAAA